GUAUGUAAGUCACAACCAGUUGCCCAGACGCUGCAGCACAUACUGAAGGGUGUCUUGGUGUAGCUUGUAAGUGGCAGUAGAGCAACUGGUCAGCAGGAAAGUGAGAACUAACAUGUGAAAUGGCACAGCGGGUAAGGCUAUCGCUCUGUUGAGACAUCUUCGGUUUGGGCUGACAGCUUCAUUUGUUAUUGUGUAGCGUGUGAGUGAUUCCUCGGAUACUACUAGGUGCAUACUACUCACUGGCUGGCAUCUUCUUGCUGCACAGGGAGUAGGUGAAUUCCCGGACCACUUUAAGCUGUAUAGUGCAGGCUGAUCAGGGAAUGCUAACUCGAAUAGCGGGUACGGACUCUCUAGACCCUCUAAUAAUACAGCUGUAGUUAACAGAAGGCUGCUUGUCAUAAACAGAGUGUAAGAAUUUACCAAAUGAUACUACACCUGUAUAUGAUAGGCUAACGGGCUUGAACAUGUUGAAAUAGGGCGUAAGCAUCUAGCAGACUAUCCUGAGCUGUGGAGCAUCGACUGACCGAGAAAUGCGCGUUGGUUUAGCGUGUAGGUGACUGUUAAACAUCCCCAGCUGUGCAGAAUGAACUGACUAGCUGCACUGCAAUGCAAUAGCGGGUGAGUAUAACUGGCGGUCUACUGAAGCUGGGUGGUAGUGACUGACGCGCGCUUUUGUGUUGCGACAGGAAGUGAGUAACUGCGUGAACCUUCCAAAACCGCAAGGAAACAUUAACGGAAAGCUUUGUCUUCAAAUAGUUUGACGAACCUUGGAGUGCCGAAAUCGACGUCACGCUUGCCUGUGCCCAUACAGAUGGGACCUUGUCAGGAUCCGCUGCUCCGUACCAAGGCCACCAAUGUGCUUGGUGUGAGCCACUGAUCUUUGAAGCAGGAAAUGCAACCCUUCUGCAUCCCGAGAAUGAUGCAAGCGACUGUUCACUUCGGUCUGUGUUGUCCGGGCAGGCUGGGGUUUCCAAUGACUCCGCCUCAGUCGCCGUCGAAAGGAACGCAGACUCGCUGCUCGCUAUAUAUCCAGAAGGACGUUUUAUCUCACGAGUAUACUAUCGUAAGCUUCUCAAUCUUCCUGAGCCUUGCCCCUGGCGCAUCUUUGAAGCCCCCUCUCAGCCAGCAAGAAGGACCCCAGAACACCGCGAGAAUAUCGCAGUCCGAACCUCAACCGGUACACGACAAAAACACGACCAACUUCACUCGCGUCCAGCCGCUACGCUCAUGGCUCCAGAGCUGCGACGAAUGUCAUGAUUGCCGGAGCGACUCCAGGUCCAAGAAACGCUUCCUCCCAGCGCGCCUCCUCAACGUCCACCCGUCGGGAGACCCCGACCAAUUGCGUCUAGACGAUGCAAGCGCGUCGGAGGGGAACGGAUACCUCGCGCUGUCCCACUGCUGGGGAAAAUCUGCCGCUGGACAGAGUCCCAUGUGGCGCACUCUGGCAGCAAACCUAGCGGUACGCAUGCAGGGGUUCACGCUCGACGAGCUGCCCAAGACCCUCCAAGACGCCGUCUUGGUAACGCGGGGGCUUGGGGUGCCAUACCUCUGGGUCGACUCGCUCUGCAUCGUCCAGGAUGACGCCCGGGACUGGAACCGGGAGUCGAAGCGGAUGGAGGACGUCUAUGCCUCGGCAUACUGCACGAUAGCAGCCACGUCCGCCCCGGACUCGAGCACCGGGUUCCUGGAAGGGCUGCCACGCAACGAUGGCCUCUUUGUCGAGAGCGCCGAUGGGCGGGUUGCAUACGUCUCUACAAACGUGGCAGACUUUGACGACGACGUAAAUGCGUCCGGACUCAACCGACGGGCGUGGGUCAUGCAGGAGCGGCUCCUCUCGCCGCGGACGAUACACUUUACCAGCAAUCAGGUGUACGGAGAGUGCGGAGAGGGCAUAUACGCGGGAAACGGCGUUUUUCUGCGAACCAGGAGGGGGACCAAGCGAUACUUCCAGAUCGACCCCAAGUUCCCGAACCGGCUCCGAAGCUCGGGAUUCGCGACGACCUGGGAGUUUCUCCGGUCGCUGCUGGAGGAUUACUCGCGGCGCGGCAUUACGGAGCCGUCGGACAGAGCGGUCGCCGUUUCCGGGCUGAUGGCGCGUGUGCAAAAGGCGCUGCCGUGCCCGGUCCACCACGGCAUCAUGGACUGGUAUCUCCACAGGUCUCUGCUCUGGCACCGGGGAAAAGCGGUUACGGGGAGAAAGAUUGACUACAAGUCGUCGACCGUGCCCUCGUGGUCGUGGAUGGCCUAUGAGGGGCCCGUCGGAUUUCUGCCCGAUGGAUUCGGGACCCUGGAUCGGUUCGGUCACGUUUCGUUCGACAGGACGUCGCUGACGACGACCGUUUGGGAGUUCACUGAAUCUGGGUUGCGGGUGGUUGACGCGGGAAUCGACAGUGGCCGUGACCACAUUUAUGACUCGAGGGGACGGUCGCGCGGCUGGAUCACCCUUGACGGGGAUACCGAGUCACCCUUGCCACGAUACUUGGCCGUGCUUGCAAGGCUGAAAGGGGGCCAAGCUGAGGAACACAAGUACUACGUGUUGUUCCUUCAGCUCAUGAAGCCACAAGAGGGUGAAGAACGCCUAUGGCAGAUGACGUAUGAAAGACUUGGAAUGGGCAUGCUGGAGGGGGACUGCGAGUUGAGAAACGUUGGGCAAGGCAGCAUAUUGUGAGUGUCCCACGUAUUCCAUUUGACGGGGCUCUAUCAAAUCAAAGAGCACGUUGUGCUGCCUUUCGAGUCUUGUGCGCUUUCUGGUUAGGCCCCAACCACGGUGCAAUAAUGGUGUGCCACAGUGGGUGUCGAGGGGCAGAAAGACUCUUUUGUCUGAAUACCUGUUAAGGGUAACACUGUUGUGAUGAAUGUCAGAAAUUCAUGCAUCACCGGUCGAUGGGUUGCUGGCAUUC
Colletotrichum destructivum is the source of this 2900-nucleotide messenger RNA. RefSeq names its product Putative heterokaryon incompatibility. The transcript has 4 exons. The coding region runs from base 893 to 2668 and encodes 591 amino acids. NCBI's taxonomy places the organism in Eukaryota, Fungi, Ascomycota, Sordariomycetes, Glomerellales, Glomerellaceae. The record is from RefSeq and is a predicted model, not a curated record.